Acanthoscelides obtectus is the source of this 2691-nucleotide messenger RNA. The record is from the annotation of a GenBank genome assembly. NCBI's taxonomy places the organism in Eukaryota, Metazoa, Arthropoda, Insecta, Coleoptera, Chrysomelidae.
AGGUCUUCUAAUGAUGUUGGCUGAGUAGCAUAGAUUUUGCUUUUUAAAUGACCCCACAUAAAGAAAUCCAAAGGUGAUAAAUCUGGCAAUCUUGGGGGCCAUUCAAUGGCACCUCUUCUACCAAUCCAUCGAUCUGGAAACGUCUGAUCUAAAUUUUGUCGAACACGUAAUGCGUAAUGUGGUGGGACACCAUCCUGUUGGAACAUCAACCUAUACGCAAUGUACCGCCGAUCAUUCUGAUUGUCAAUUAUGGCUGUUAAUGUAGGAUCUAUGGCGUCUUCCAGUAAUUCCAAAUACAUUUCACCCGUCAAAUUUCCAGAGAUGGAUUCUGACGAAGAAAUAUGUUUCAAUAACGAACCCCAGAUGGGGAGAACAGUGGAAGCCUCAGGUAACGAGGGGAAUGGUGAAGGCCCUCGACCCAAGAAGAAGGUUCGAUUUUCCAUCGGUAUUGAGGUCAAUGGAGAAGGCCCAUCUACUCUGGAAGAGACCGAAGACACCCCAGAUAUUGAGUGCAGUGGAGAAGGUCCAUCUACUCUGGAGGAGACCGAAGACACCCCAGAGAAAGAUACGAGCAUUAUUACCAUUUUGAGCUCUCCCAUCUCGGUCGCGAGUUCCCCUCCUCCUCCUUCUGAAGUCGCAGGUAUUGAGGGCAAUGGAGAAGGCCCAUCUACUCUGGAAGAGACCGAAGACACCCCAGGUAUUGAGGGCAAUGGAGAAGGCCCAUCUACUCUGGAAGAGACCGAAGACACCCCAGGUAUUGAGGGCAAUGGAGAAGGCCCAUCUACUCUGGAAGAGGCCGAAGACACCCCAGAGAAAGAUACGAGCAUUAUUACCAUUUUGAGCUCUCCCAUCUCGGUCGCGAGUUCCCCUCCUCCUCCUUCUGAAGUCGCAGGUAUUGAGGGCAAUGGAGAAGGCCCAUCUACUCUGGAAGAGACCGAAGACACCCCAGAUGACCCGGAAGAUGAUGACCGGCGCCAGGUGCUCGAAAUAUUUACAUAUACGUAUACCUUACUGGUCCUGAAGAAAUGAGAUGGAGUAGCAGAGUUACAUAGAAUUAACGUUGUUUAACCCUUUUGUAUUUGUAUUGUAUAAAUGUAGUUACCUGGUUCUAAUGAGAUGAGAUGGAGUAGGAGAGUUACAUAGAAUUAAAGUUGCUUAACCCUUUUGUAUUUGUAUUGUAUAAAUGUAGUUACCUGGUUCUAAUGAGAUGAGAUGGAGUAGGAGAGUUACAUAGAAUUAAAGUUGCUUAACCCUUUUGUAUUUGUAUUGUAUAACUGUAGUUACCUGGUUCUAAUGAGAUGAGAUGGAGUAGUAGAGUUACAUAGAAUUAAAGUUGUUUAACCCUUUUGUAUUUGAAUUGUAUAAAUGUAGUUACCUGGUUCUAAUGAGAUGAGAUGGAGUAGGAGAGUUACAUAGAAUUAAAGUUGCUUAACCCUUUUGUAUUUGUAUUGUAUAAAUGUAGUUACCUGGUUCUAAUGAGAUGAGAUGGAGUAGGAGAGUUACAUAGAAUCAAAGUUGCUUAACCCUUUUGUAUUUGUAUUGUAUAAAUGUAGUUACCUGGUUCUAAUGAGAUGAGAUGGAGUAGUAGAGUUACAUAGAAUUAAAGUUGUUUAACCCUUUUGUAUUUGAAUUGUAUAAAUGUAGUUACCUGGUUCUAAUGAGAUGAGAUGGAGUAGGAGAGUUACAUAGAAUUAAAGUUGCUUAACCCUUUUGUAUUUGUAUUGUAUAAAUGUAGUUACCUGGUUCUAAUGAGAUGAGAUGGAGUAGGAGAGUUACAUAGAAUUAAAGUUGCUUAACCCUUUUGUAUUUGUAUUGUAUAACUGUAGUUACCUGGUUCUAAUGAGAUGAGAUGGAGUAGUAGAGUUACAUAGAAUUAAAGUUGUUUAACCCUUUUGUAUUUGAAUUGUAUAAAUGUAGUUACCUGGUUCUAAUGAGAUGAGAUGGAGUAGGAGAGUUACAUAGAAUUAAAGUUGCUUAACCCUUUUGUAUUUGUAUUGUAUAAAUGUAGUUACCUGGUUCUAAUGAGAUGAGAUGGAGUAGGAGAGUUACAUAGAAUUAAAGUUGCUUAACCCUUUUGUAUUUGUAUUGUAUAAAUGUAGUUACCUGGUUCUAAUGAGAUGAGAUGGAGUAGGAGAGUUACAUAGAAUUAAAGUUGCUUAACCCUUUUGUAUUUGUAUUGUAUAACUGUAGUUACCUGGUUCUAAUGAGAUGAGAUGGAGUAGUAGAGUUACAUAGAAUUAAAGUUGUUUAACCCUUUUGUAUUUGAAUUGUAUAAAUGUAGUUACCUGGUUCUAAUGAGAUGAGAUGGAGUAGGAGAGUUACAUAGAAUUAAAGUUGCUUAACCCUUUUGUAUUUGUAUUGUAUAAAUGUAGUUACCUGGUUCUAAUGAGAUGAGAUGGAGUAGGAGAGUUACAUAGAAUUAAAGUUGCUUAACCCUUUUGUAUUUGUAUUGUAUAACUGUAGUUACCAGGUUCUAAUGAGAUGAGAUGGAGUAGUAGAGUUACAUAGAAUUAAAGUUGUUUAACCCUUUUGUAUUUGAAUUGUAUAAAUGUAGUUACCUGGUUCUAAUGAGAUGAGAUGGAGUAGGAGAGUUACAUAGAAUUAAAGUUGUUUAACCCUUUUGUAUUUGAAUUGUAUAAAUGUAGUUACCUGUGAAUAAAAUGUUUUGCAAGUGAUGACGUUGAUCUAAGG